AUUGGAUUCGAAGAAUGCCCACUCGCAUAAAAACCCGAUUAAUACAUCGAGCUCCGGGAAUUGAACGUUUUCCGGAUUUAAUUCCCAGAAAAAAAAUUCUCAUAUUGAAAGUUCUUACAAAAUCCCUCUUAAUUCGGCUUCUGGGUUUUGCUUUCUUACAAGGAAUAAGGUUAUUUUAUCGAUAAAAGUGCGGAUUUUUCAGGUUUUGGGGAAGAAGAAGAAGAUGAACUGAAGAACAGUUGGAGUCCGGACAUUGGAUAUGCUCUGUUUCUCCAGAAAGAUUUAGGGUACAAAAAAAAGAGGAGAUUUUUCGAUUUACUCUCUGAAUCAUCACUGAAAAAUGGCCGGAGAAUCUUCUAGAAAGCAACCCAGAAUCCGCCAUGUAUCAAAUUCCACCGGAGAUUUCGACAGUGAGUUCGAGAACUCGGAUUUCGGCCGUUACACGGUUCAUAUCCCCCCGACUCCCGACAACAACCCUCCGCCUCCGGUCGAGAUCGCCCUCCGAGAAGUGGACGUCAAUUCUCAUUACAGUGACGAUCUUCGAUCUGACGAAUUCGAACAGCUGAAGAUUGAUGUCGGACCCAGCGAGGACGAUAACUUGCUGCUCAAGAAAUCCGCCCCCCUCACCCGAAUCGUCAAAAUAUCGCCGGCGAUCCUCAGUAUUUACCGGAUUCUAGUCGCGGUUCGGAUAGUUGCUCUGGUUUUGUUUCUGUACUGGAGAAUCACUAACCCUAACGAAGACGCAAUCUGGCUAUGGGGAAUCUCCGUCGUCUGCGAAAUCUGGUUUGCAUUCUCGUGGUUGCUCGACCAGAUUCCGAAGCUGAAACCCGUCAACCGGUCGACAGAUCUCGAUGUCCUGAAGGCGAAAUUCGAGGCACCAAACUCGAGCAACCCAACAGGGAAAUCAGAUCUUCCUGGCAUAGACGUGUUCGUCUCGACAGCAGAUCCCGAGAAAGAGCCGCCGUUGGUGACAGCAAACACCAUUCUCUCAAUCCUAGCCGUCGAUUACCCGGUCGAGAAACUCUCCUGCUACGUAUCAGACGACGGAGGAUCUCUCCUCACGUUCGAAGCCAUGGCCGAAGCCGCGAGUUUCGCAAAAAUAUGGGUACCCUUUUGCAGGAAACACGGGAUCGAGCCGAGAAACCCUGAAACGUACUUCGGUCUGAAGAGGGAUCCGUACAAGAACAAAGUCCGACAAGACUUUGUCCGAGAGCGUAGGAUCGUGAAACGCGAAUAUGAAGAGUUCAAGGUCAGAGUUAACGGUCUUUCCGAUUCGAUAAGACGGAGAUCGGAUGCGUAUAACAGCAGGGAAGAUCUGAAAGCUCUGAGAAAAUGGAAGGAAAGAGUUUCCGACGAAGGAGAAGAAGAAGAAGAAUCAAUGCCGAGUUUAAAGAUGCAGAAAGCUACUUGGAUGAGUGAUGGAACACAUUGGCCUGGUACUUGGACUUUCCCUUCUCCUCAGCAUUCACGAGGCGAUCAUGCAAGCAUCAUCCAGGUAUUGCUGGAUCCUCCAGUAGAUGAACCGGUGAACGGAACCAGAGGUAGCGGAGGGGAAGGAGAAGAUCGGACUGGAAACGGGCCGUUGGACGUUGGUGAAACCGACACCCGUUGCCCGAUGCUCGUUUACGUGAGCCGCGAGAAACGGCCUGGCUAUGACCACAACAAGAAAGCCGGAGCCAUGAACGCACUGGUUCGAGCCUCGGCUAUAAUGUCGAACGGACCCUUCAUCCUAAACCUAGACUGUGACCAUUACGUCUAUAACUCGAAAGCCUUCAGAGAAGGGAUCUGUUUCAUGAUGGAACGGAACGGCAACCUCAUUUCCUACGUCCAGUUCCCUCAACGGUUCGAAGGGAUCGACCCGUCUGACCGAUACGCUAAUAACAAUACCGUCUUUUUCGAUAUCAACAUGCGUACCCUCGACGGGAUCCAAGGCCCGAUGUACGUUGGAACCGGCUGUCUUUUCCGUCGGACCGCACUGUAUGGAUUCGAACCAGAUCUUGUCGUGAAGGAACGGUCCGGUUGCUGUUUCCCCCGGCUCAAGAAACGUAGCCCUGCAACCGUGGCGUCUGAACCAGGGUACGAAUCCGAGAGAGAUGAAGAAGAAGCGAUGAACGCCAGGCUGAUCUCGAAACAGUUCGGAAGCUCGAGCAUGUUUGUGGGAUCGAUACCGGUCGCGGCUUACCAAGGACGGCCAUUGGCGGAUCACCCUUCGAUGGAGAGAUUCGGACGAGCACCUGGUGCGUUGACCGCCGGACGGGAGCCCCUCGAUCUGGCCACGGUCAGUGAGGCAGUGAACGUGAUCUCGUGCUGGUACGAGGACAAGACGGAUUGGGGAACAAACGUUGGAUGGAUCUACGGUUCUGUCACAGAAGAUGUCGUGACGGGUUUCAGGAUGCAUGAUAAAGGUUGGAGAUCGAUCUACUGUGUUACAAAGCCCGAUGCUUUCCGAGGAACCGCGCCUAUAAAUCUCACUGAUCGUCUCCAUCAGGUUCUUAGAUGGGCCACUGGGUCAGUCGAGAUCUUCUUCUCCAGAAACAACGCCAUUUUUGCAGGCUCCAAGCUCAAGUUUCUUCAGAGAAUCGCUUAUCUCAAUGUCGGGAUUUACCCUUUUACCAGCGUCUUCCUCCUCGUCUACUGCUUUCUCCCUGUCCUGUCUCUGUUCUCCGGCGAGUUCAUCGUCCAGAGCUUGAACGUGACCUUCCUCGUAUACCUUCUGAUCAUAUCGCUCUCGCUGUUUUCGCUUGCUGUCCUCGAGAUCAAAUGGUCGGGAAUCGCUCUGGAAGAAUGGUGGAGGAACGAACAGUUCUGGUUGAUCGGAGGGACGAGCGCUCAUCUCGUCGCCGUCGUACAAGGGAUCCUGAAAAUCGUCGCCGGAAUCGAAAUCUCCUUCACGCUGACGUCGAAAUCCGCCGGAGAUGACGACGACGAGGAGUUCGCAGAUCUGUACGUGAUCAAGUGGACGUCGCUGAUGAUUCCGCCGUUGACGGUCAUCAUCCUGAACGUGAUGGCGAUCCUUUUUGGGUUUUGUCGGACGAUCUACAGCGAGAAUCCGGAAUGGAGCAAACUGAUCGGAGGAGUGUUCUUCGCCAUGUGGGUAUUGCUGCAUCUAUAUCCGUUUCUGAAGGGAUUGAUGGGAAAACGAGGGAAAACUCCGACAAUCAUCUAUGUCUGGUCGGGACUCAUCGCCAUUAGCUUCUCUCUUCUCUACAUCUCCAUUCACCCGCCGUCCGGAAAUUCCGACAUCGGAGGAUUGUUUCAGUUUCCUUAGAAUCAUCGAUGAAAGAUUCAAAUUUUCCCUUUUUUUUCUGGGUUUUUCUUAAAAUAGAUGGAUGUAAAUAUAUAUAUACACACAUUCAAACGGAAAGAAACAUAUAUUGACAGAAAUUUAAUUUCCAGAAUUCGUAUAAAGAUG
Molecule: messenger RNA, 3412 nt
Organism: Tarenaya hassleriana
Lineage: Eukaryota; Viridiplantae; Streptophyta; Magnoliopsida; Brassicales; Cleomaceae
Product: putative cellulose synthase-like protein D6
Exons: 4
Coding region: 341-3268 (975 amino acids)
Biological process (GO): plant-type primary cell wall biogenesis; cellulose biosynthetic process
Cellular component (GO): plasma membrane; trans-Golgi network
Molecular function (GO): mannan synthase activity; cellulose synthase (UDP-forming) activity
Source: RefSeq, a predicted model, not a curated record